Messenger RNA from Sphenostylis stenocarpa, 2211 nucleotides. Lineage: Eukaryota; Viridiplantae; Streptophyta; Magnoliopsida; Fabales; Fabaceae. The record is from the annotation of a GenBank genome assembly.
AUGUCACCACGAAUUCCUUUGGUUUCUAUACCAGCAAGUGGAUAUGGCUUUAACACAGAGCCUGUAGGUGUCUUAACUCUUGUUCCUGGUUUGCUACAGUUCACUGACAUUUUGAGAAUGGUUGGCUACGGUAAAAAGUUGAGAGAAUUACAGAUUCAAGAAUGGAAAGGAUAUUAUAUCAACUACAAGUUAAUGAAGAAGAAAGUCAAGAGAUAUGUAGAACAAUUGGAGAUUGGAGCUCAAAAUCGCCAUAAUGUUCUGAGAGACUUUUCAAUGCUACUAGACAAUCAGAUUGAAAAUUUUGUUUUGUUUCUGCUUGAACAACAAGGAGUACUUGCACAUAGGCUGUCAGAUAUUGGACAAGAGCACCAUAAUCUUUUCCAGCAGCCAAAUAGUAUAAACAUCUUUGAACUCCAAGAAGCAUAUAGAGAUGUUGGACGAGAUCUUUUAAGGCUUCUUACUUUUGUGGAAAUGAAUGCUAUUGGUUUGAGAAAGAUCUUGAAGAAGUUUGAUAAACGGUUUGGCUAUAAAUUCGCAGACUAUUACGUCAAGACACGAGCAAAUCAUCCUUAUUCCCAAUUAAGGCAGGUUUUCAGGCAUGUGGGCAUUGGGGCAGUUGUUGGAGUCUUAUCUCAUGGACUGGCAGACCUUCAAGAUUUACAACAUUGUCAAGGAAACUACACUUCUAUAUAUGACCAGCCUUCUUAUACUCAUCAGGAUCCUGUUCUCAAUUCUAUCAAAGAAGCUGUAGACAGAUUAUCAAACUCAACAAACUUUCUUCAGUUUUUGGGAAGACAUGCUUUUAUCGUGCAAGAGGAGCUACCAUCUCCAUCUGAAGAUCAUAUUGUUGAUGAAAAAUAUCAUUUUAUGUCACUUAUUUUGAACUUGGCAAACACAUUUUUGUACAUGGUGAACACUUACAUUAUUGUACCUACGGCAGACAACUAUACUUUGAACCUUGGAGCUGCAGCAAGUGUGUGUGGUGUGGUCAUUGGUACGAUGGCUGUUGCACAGAUGUUUUCUUCGGUUUAUUUCAGUGCAUGGUCAAACCGAUCAUAUCUAAGACCACUCGUAUUCAGUAGCAUUGUUCUUCUAAUUGGAAACACCUUGUAUGCGUUGGCUUUUGAUAUGAAUUCAAUAGUAGUUCUACUAAUGGGACGUCUUUUUUGUGGGUUAGGUUCUGCAAGGGCUGUUAAUAGGCGUUAUAUCAGUGACUGUGUACCAUUGAAACUUCGGAUGCAGGCUUCAGCAGGUUUUGUUAGUGCAAGUGCUCUGGGAAUGGCUUGUGGUCCAGCUAUUGCUUGUUUGUUACAGACAGAUUUUAGAAUUUACAGGUUCACCAUGAACCAAGACACUCUGCCUGGCUGGGUAAUGUCUCUUGCAUGGCUUUUCUAUCUACUGUGGUUGUGGAUGUGUUUCAAGGAACCCGCCCAUGAGAAUGAAGGAAAUCUUGUGCUGUAUGAAGCAGAUACAGGGCCAGCAGUGUAUGUUGCAGUAGAGAAUGAGCGCAGACAACCAUUACUAAUGAAUUCAGAAGAAAAAGAGCAGGAUGAAGAAGGAGAAGAAGAAAAUGACAAUGCUGAAGAAACUAAGAAACCGGUGACUUCUGUUGUGGUGGCAUACAAGUUACUUACACCAUCAGUAAAGGUUCAAUUAUUUGUGUAUUUUAUGCUUAAGUAUGCAAUGGAGAUCGUACUUGCUGAAUCAAGCCUUAUCACGGAAUACUAUUUUAUUUGGUCAACCAGCAACGUAUCCAUUUUUCUUGCAUUCCUUGGUCUCACAGUGCUUCCAGUAAAUAUUGUUGUUGGAAACUACAUCAGCAAUAUGUUUGAAGAAAGGCAAGUUCUACUGACAUCAGAAAUCAUGGUUUGCAUUGGACUACUCCUAAGCUUCCAUAUAAUGAUUCCUUAUUCAGUGACUCAAUAUGUUGGAUCAGCCCUUAUCACAUUUGUGUCUGCUGAAGUUCUUGAAGGAGUGAACCUUUCACUUCUAUCAAAAAUGAUGUCUUCAAGGCUUUCACGGGGAACCUUCAAUGGGGGAUUGCUAUCAACAGAAGCUGGAACUCUAGCUCGAGUAAUUGCAGAUGGAACAAUAACAAUCUCUGGGUAUUUCAGUGAAAGUAAACUCCUCAAUACCACCUUACUCCCUGCACUCCUCAUCUGCAUCUCAUCCAUUAUUGCUACCUGCUACAGCUACAAUUCUCUUUAUUAG